This is a messenger RNA of Beauveria bassiana ARSEF 2860, 915 nucleotides long. RefSeq lists its product as uncharacterized. NCBI's taxonomy places the organism in Eukaryota, Fungi, Ascomycota, Sordariomycetes, Hypocreales, Cordycipitaceae. The transcript has 2 exons. Bases 1 to 915 code for a protein of 304 amino acids. The record is from RefSeq and is a predicted model, not a curated record.
AUGCGACUCAUCAGCGUGACAGAAUACAGCUCAGCUCUUGCUGUGACUAGUCUUGAAGUGGCAUAUCUCGGCCUUUGCCUCGUCCUUGCUAGAUACUAUCCUGAGUUACUUUCGAAAGGUAGAUACUGUUUGCUAAAGGUCGCCUUCUUCGUUCACCCCCUUGUGUCGGCUGCAUUUAUCUCCGCAUUUUUUAUCACACGUCAGAGGGCAGACACAUAUUUGCCCUCAUAUGUGCUUUUCUGCGCCUGGUCGCUUAUCAAUGGAGCUUGCCUUGGGGCAGAAAUUGCUUAUUUGUGGCUUUUCAUACUUCCUUUGAAGGGUGCCAGGAAAUUCGCUGUCAUAGCAUCUGCCUGCGUGCUCAUCGCCACUGUUCUGAUUGCCGGGCUUUGGAGCUCUGUUACCACGCAAAGGCAAUGGCUUUGGGUUUUCAUUUCGCUCUCAAGCGGAGCCUUGACACUGACAGGUGUUUUCUUCACCAACGAUGCGGCUUCAAUCCAUGCACGCUAUCGACGACACUGGGGCUACCUAACACUACCAGCCGUCUUAGGCGUCGUGCUAGGCCUUGUGGCUGCUUUUGUGCCUGCUGAGAAGGCACCCCUUUUACAACAUGUACAGUACGGCUGUCAGUCAAUGAUUGGUCUCCUGAACGCAUACCUCAUUCAGGUCAUGGGGGCGGUAUCCGCACACAGCUCCAGAACACAAGCCAAGGAGACGAGUCGAGCUCCACGGUGGGAUGGAAUUUCCCCUCAACACGUGCAGUCCCGUCAGAGCUCGAUCACAAACUGUAUGAGUCUAGAAGAUAUUAGUACUGCGGAUCUUGAAAGUCUGGUAAGGGAUGGUGACCUGGAUGGAUCGGAGGAGAGCGAGGGAUGGGAGCCACGGCCGGAUAGUUUGACCCUACCAGGAACAAUUUAA